AUGACAAACCUCAUAAAUUUCAGAUAUCAGCCGAUUUCUAGUAGCAGUAUUUAGGUAUAUGAAAAUAGUUAAAUAAAUUAUUAAUUCCACCUAAAUCUUAUAAAAUAUCAAAUGAAACAGUAAACCAAUAUUGAAACCAGUUUCUAUUGAUUGGUCGUCGUUGGCUAUCCUGUGAUCAAAAUUCAAAUUAAACAGUGCACUUUCAUUAUAAAUAGAAAUAGAUAUUCCUAACCUCAAAGAUAUUUUUACAAUAUAAACGAUUCAAUCAAAUUUGGAGUAUUUGUGUAAGAGUAACUGGCGAACGAAAUGCUGUUCUAAAUAACGACCUAUGUUACAAAAUCUCCCAGAUUUGUAAGAUGGAAGACGAAAUAGAUGACAAAAUAUUUUACCAAACAUAUGUUUCCCACAUGAAAAUAAUGUCUCGAAUAGCAUGGAGUAUCCCUUUAAAAUUAUCUCAUAUCACAUUCACAUCCCACAUUUGGAAACUGUUGAAAAUAUAUGUAUUGAAACCGGAAUUCAUCAUUUUUGGAGCUUUGGUGUUAUUUGUGUUAAUUUAUAUCCAAGCUGUAGAUGAAUGGAGUCGUAAUUUAUUAAGUAGAUUCCAGUCUAACAUUGGAAGAUCAGCAACCAGAUCCAAAAUUGAACGGCUCAAUUUCUUCAGUAACACAGAUGUGGAAAAGUCCAGCUGGCAAAUGAAAGUAGGUGCAGUUGCUGCUUAUGCUGUACAGGGAAGGAGACCAAAAAUGGAAGAUAGGUUUGUUAUAAAUGAUAAUAUAAAUAAUACAGGGGUUGCUUUAUUUGCUGUAUUUGAUGGUCAUGGGGGAGAAUUUGCUGCUAACUAUGCCAAAGAAAAACUUACUCAAAAUUUACUUGAUAAAGUUAUUGAAAUAAAAGAUAUAAUAUCAGGUCAGCCAAUAAAAAAGGAAUCAAAAGAAAUUGAGGAAGUAGAGAAAAUGGAUCCUGAAAAACCUAUCACUCCUAUCCAACGUAGAAAAAGUUUUCGCAGAAUCAGUUCAACUACUGAUGAAUGUAAAGGAGUCAAGGAAAUAACUGAUGUUCAGCUACUAUCAAAAAUAGAUAGUAUUCAGCCAAUUAGUAAAAGCUCAAAACCGUUGAAAACAACCCCCAGCUUCAAAAAAGUUCCUGUUACCAAUUAUUUUGAUAAAUUUGGUACUGUGAAUUAUGAAAAGUUAUUAACUGAUGAAGUUUUAGCUGCAGAUGAAACUUUAGUAGAAAUUGCAAAAAAAAGUUUUGAUGUUGCAGGAACCACAGCUUUAAUAGCUAUUCUUGAAGGGACUAGACUAAUUGUAGCAAAUGUUGGGGACUCGAGAGGAGUAAUGUGUGAUGCAAAAGGCAAUGCUAUUCCAUUAUCAUUUGAUCACAAACCUCAACAGAUGAGAGAACGAAAAAGAAUCAAAGCUGCUGGGGGUUUUGUUACCUUCAAUGGAGUUUGGCGAGUAGCUGGAAUAUUAGCUACCAGUAGAGCUCUAGGAGAUUACCCACUAAAAGAUAAAAAAUUGGUAAUUGCUGAUCCAGAUAUUCUAACUUUUGAUUUGAAAGAUCACAAGCCCUCUUUUAUAGUAUUAGCAUCUGAUGGAUUAUGGGACACAUUUACAAAUGAAGAAGCGAUCAAUUUUGUUAAAGAAAGAUUAAAUGAACCUGAUUAUGGUGCUAAAAGUUUAACUUUACAAUCAUACUAUAGGGGCUCAUUAGAUAACAUAACUGUCGUAAUCAUCAAUUUCAAAGAUAAUAUUUUUAGCAAGUAUACAGCUACAGCAUGAUCAUAAAACUGAAGAAACCAUUUUAUUGGAGAAUGAAUAAAUUAACACCUAAAGAAUUUUGAAUAAUACUUCCAAUACUCAAUAUAUUUUUGAAAAUGUU
This is a messenger RNA of Diorhabda sublineata, 1881 nucleotides long. RefSeq names its product protein phosphatase 1L. Gene Ontology annotation, molecular function: cation binding; protein serine/threonine phosphatase activity. The transcript is spliced from 2 exons. The record is from RefSeq and is a predicted model, not a curated record. NCBI's taxonomy places the organism in Eukaryota, Metazoa, Arthropoda, Insecta, Coleoptera, Chrysomelidae. Gene Ontology annotation, cellular component: nucleus; cytosol. The coding region runs from base 357 to 1781 and encodes 474 amino acids. Gene Ontology annotation, biological process: positive regulation of canonical NF-kappaB signal transduction; protein dephosphorylation; positive regulation of canonical Wnt signaling pathway.